Molecule: messenger RNA, 867 nt
Organism: Hippocampus zosterae (dwarf seahorse)
Lineage: Eukaryota; Metazoa; Chordata; Actinopteri; Syngnathiformes; Syngnathidae
Product: calcium/calmodulin-dependent protein kinase type II delta chain-like
Exons: 4
Coding region: 265-768 (167 amino acids)
Biological process (GO): protein phosphorylation
Molecular function (GO): calmodulin binding; calcium/calmodulin-dependent protein kinase activity
Source: RefSeq, a predicted model, not a curated record
AAUCUCCAGGGACCCGGACUAUGAACGAGAAUAAAGUAAAAAUUUAAGGUAAAAACAAGCUGCAUUGAAACGGAGCAAAACUGGACUCGUUUUUGGUCCACACACACUUUUUUUUGUAUUUACAAAUGAAAGUCCACGAGGACUCCAAAAGGACACUUCAAAACCAACAGACUUCUAUCUCCGCAAGAAUCCAAGCAAAGACAACACGGUUUCCAGACGACAAAUUUCUCUUGAAAUUGUGAGACAACAUUUGAUCGAGGGAGAAUGCUUCUCCAUCUCUUUGUGCUUUUGCUCUCACUGGAGGGAAUUCUGAGCACCGAAGUGUCUGUUCAGUGGGCCGGGAACAGCAGCGAACCCGAUGCCGUCCGAGCUCGACAGCAGGAGAUCAUUGAAGUCACAAAAAAGCUACUGACGGCCAUCACCACGGCAGACUACGACUCUUACAAGGAAAUGAGCGAUCCGGGUCUCACGAGCUUCGAGCCCGAAAGCCUCGGCGUCCUGGUGCGCAGCAUGGAAUUCCAUCGCUUCUUACUGGAGAAUGCACGAGCCCUCGGUUUGCGUCACACGAUCAUGAUCGACCCUUACGUGCACAUGAUGGGCGAUGACGCGGCCUGCAUCGCGUACGUGCGCCUCACCCAGGCCCUCGGGAGCGACCUGGCUGCUAUCCACACCAAGGUGGAGGAGACUCGCAUUUGGCAUCGGCGCAACGGCACCUGGCGCCACAUUCACUUCCAUAGAAGCAGGCCCAUCACAUUGCACUCAAAGUAACACCCACAACAAGCAAAGGCGACUUCUUACCAAAGUCACCAAAUGAAAAUUGCAAAGAAAAUGUAGAAUCCAAGAAAAUGAAUUCCUUUUUAAAAAUUA